CUCUCUCUCUCUCUCUCUCUCUCUCUCCACUUAAACCCCUAUAAAACCCACUUCAUCUCUCUCUUCUUGGGCAGACCCAGAGCCUGCAUUGUUUCUCCCUCUAAGAGCUUGUUCAAGAGGUAGAGAGAAGAGCAAAGGAAGCUUGACUUCAACGGAAAUGGCUCUCUCAACUCUUUCUUCCAAGUCUUUAUACAGCAACACCUACUCUCUCUCUCAGCCUUACCACCACCAACCAGCUCUCUUUCUUCUUCCUGGCAACAGGUCUCACAAGUCCAUAUCCCUCCCUUCAAUCACCGCCGUCCAUGCGGCCGAGCCCGCUAAGAAUGCUGUCUCAGUGAAGGAGUCCAGGGGACCGUCAGCCCCGGGCACCGGCAAAUGGACGCUGGAUAGCUGGAAGACGAAGAAAGCUUUGCAGCUUCCGGAAUACCCUGAUGCGAAUGAGCUGGAGUCUGUGUUGAAGACUAUUGAGACAUUUCCGCCAAUUGUUUUCGCUGGGGAAGCCAGGAGUUUGGAAGAGAGGCUCGCUGAGGCUGCCAUGGGGAAUGCAUUUUUGUUGCAAGGUGGUGAUUGUGCAGAGAGUUUCAAGGAGUUUAGCGCUAAUAACAUAAGGGAUACUUUUAGAAUUCUGCUUCAGAUGGGUGUUGUGCUUAUGUUUGGUGGCCAGAUGCCUGUCAUUAAGGUGGGAAGAAUGGCAGGUCAAUUUGCAAAGCCUAGAUCAGAUCCAUUUGAGGAGAAGAAUGGAGUGAAGUUGCCAAGUUACAAAGGGGACAAUAUCAAUGGAGAUGCUUUUGAUGAGAAGUCAAGAAUUCCAGACCCACAGAGGUUGAUAAGAGCUUACACCCAAUCUGCAGCAACUCUCAACCUUCUUAGGGCCUUUGCCACUGGAGGGUAUGCUGCAAUGCAGAGAGUUACUCAGUGGAAUCUUGACUUUGCAGAGCACAGUGAGCAAGGAGAUAGGUACCAAGAACUAGCAUAUCGGGUUGAUGAGGCCUUAGGCUUCAUGGCUGCUGCAGGACUCACAGUGGAACACCCUGUCAUGACAACAACUGAAUUUUGGACAUCCCAUGAAUGCUUGCAUUUGCCCUACGAGCAAUCUCUGACAAGGUUGGAUUCAACUUCUGGCCUGUACUAUGAUUGCUCUGCUCACAUGCUCUGGUGUGGAGAGCGUACUCGUCAAUUGGAUGGUGCCCAUGUAGAGUUCCUUAGAGGAAUCUCUAACCCUCUCGGUAUCAAGGUGAGCAACAAAAUGGAUCCAAGUGAACUGGUUAAACUCAUUGAAAUUCUGAAUCCUAACAACAAGCCCGGAAGGAUAACAAUCAUCUGUAGAAUGGGUGCUGAGAACAUGAGAGUCAAGCUUCCUCACUUGAUCAGAGCAGUACGCAUGGCAGGACAAAUCGUGACAUGGGUCUGUGAUCCAAUGCAUGGGAACACCAUUAAGGCACCAUGUGGACUAAAAACACGCCCCUUCGAUGCAAUUUUGGCUGAGGUUAGAGCAUUCUUUGAUGUCCAUGAUCAAGAAGGAAGCCACCCGGGAGGAAUUCACCUAGAGAUGACUGGCCAAAAUGUGACUGAGUGCAUUGGUGGGUCUAGGACAGUAACUUUUGAUGACUUAGGCUCCCGCUAUCACACACAUUGUGACCCCAGGCUGAAUGCUUCUCAAUCUCUGGAGCUGGCAUUUAUCAUUGCAGAGAGACUUAGAAAAAGAAGGAUGGGAACCCAACACCUGCUUUCCUUGAGCCUGUAAAGCGUAAGCAGAUUUGGUCUUGGAUUAUUUCUUAGUGCUAAGCAGUCUAAGUACAUUUGGUAGUGAAUAAAUUCGCCAUUCUUCAGCACAGCAGUUCUUUCCAAAAUUUGAAAGCAGCUAUGGAAAUCCAUUGACACACAGCCUACUUAAGCAAAGCAUUUCUUGUAUCAUUUCUUUGAAUUGAUUUAGUUGUGAAGGGAUUUUUCUUAAAAUAUUGUUGAUGCAGUGUCCUCCAGUGGAAGCUGCAAAAGCAAUGUGGUGGAGAUAAGCUUUGUAGAAUCUUAUUCUAGUAAUUUGGAUUGAAGUUUAUGUAUUUAUGCAGCAUUGAAGUUUGAUUAAGCUGCUGUUUGGAUUUUUCUAGGCAAGAAAUUAAACUAAGCCCAUUGUAUGCUGUCAAAAUCUACUCCCAGAAGACUCCCUGGGAGAUUGAAGUUCUUGUUUGAUAUAAAGAGUCUUCUUGGAACUCA
Messenger RNA from Hevea brasiliensis (rubber tree), 2211 nucleotides. RefSeq names its product phospho-2-dehydro-3-deoxyheptonate aldolase 1, chloroplastic. The coding region runs from base 158 to 1744 and encodes 528 amino acids. NCBI's taxonomy places the organism in Eukaryota, Viridiplantae, Streptophyta, Magnoliopsida, Malpighiales, Euphorbiaceae. The record is from RefSeq and is a predicted model, not a curated record. Gene Ontology annotation, molecular function: 3-deoxy-7-phosphoheptulonate synthase activity. Gene Ontology annotation, biological process: aromatic amino acid biosynthetic process. The transcript has 5 exons.